Sphenostylis stenocarpa is the source of this 282-nucleotide messenger RNA. Lineage: Eukaryota; Viridiplantae; Streptophyta; Magnoliopsida; Fabales; Fabaceae. The record is from the annotation of a GenBank genome assembly.
AUGGAGGCACAUGCUGGUGCGUCAAUUGUCCAUAAUUGGAACAUCACCAAGGAAGAGUAUGACCAUACAACCCUAGAUUCUUCAGUGACAUUGUACAUUGGUUUGGGCAAUAACCAGCAGCUGGAUCCCACCAUGGAGCCAACACCUGUAACCAAUAAGGUCUUGCAGACCCCACCAUCCUAUGACCGCCAUCUCUCAAAAAUCUUAACCAUCCAUUCUCAUUCUCUAAACUUCCACAUUCAUGGCGAUGAUUUAGAAUCCAAAAGCAUUGUACAGUUUUAA